This is a messenger RNA of Spodoptera exigua (beet armyworm), 3749 nucleotides long. The record is from the annotation of a GenBank genome assembly. NCBI's taxonomy places the organism in Eukaryota, Metazoa, Arthropoda, Insecta, Lepidoptera, Noctuidae.
AUGGAGACCAGACACUUGCUCUUGGUGUGCUCGGCUUUGCUGAGCGUGGUGCUGGCGGGGAAGCAUGACAUCUACUCCGGGCAUUCAGUCUACGGUGUACAGGUCCGCAAUAGAGACCAUCAGAUUCUUCUACAUGACCUAGAGCUGACACUGGACCUGGACGUCUGGCAGCACGGCAUUAUCUCGGAGAGAGAAUCUCUCAUCAGAGUGGCUCCUGAGAACAAGGCAUAUUUCCUGCAAGCAUUGGAUGACGAGGGAAUAGAAUAUUACGUGCACCUACAAGAUGUUGCUCAGACCUUGGAAGAAGCAGAUAUUGAAAGAAACUCGUGGAAGGUUUCAAGACAGAAUAGGGAGUUGUUUAAUGACUACCCCCGAUAUGACGAAAUUAAUGAGUAUAUGGAUAUGAUUGCUAGCAGGUACCCUGACCUGGUCAAUGUUGUCACAGCCGGUAAAAGUUUUGAUCAACGAGACAUCAAGUACUUUAAGAUUUCAACAACCAAUUUCGAAGACAGCAGUAAACCUAUCUACGUGUUGACUGCAAUGAUCCACGCGCGCGAGUGGGUCACCACCCCAACCCUCCUGUACUCCGUGUUCCGGCUGGUGGAGAACUUGAGGAGUCAGGACCGAGACUUGCGGGAUGACAUCGACUGGAUCAUCAUGCCACUCCUCAACCCUGACGGUUACGAGUACUCACAUGAAACCGAUCGUCUCUGGCGAAAGACAAGAUCGUACAGACCUCACAUCAAUGACACAUGCUGGGGUGUGGACGGCAACAGAAAUUACGAUUCCGUAAAUUUCGCUGAAAUUGGGGCUAGCCCGGACCCCUGUUCGGACAUCUACCCUGGACUUGAACCCUUCUCUGAAGUGGAGACUGCUUACGUCCGAGACGUCUUGCUGGAACAUGUGGAUAGGAUCCAGAUAUUCAUGGACGUUCAUAGUUUUGGCAAUUAUAUAACGUAUGGUUAUGGUGACGGAACGCUGCCACCGAAUUCUGUUCAGUUGCACCUGGUAUCUGCUGUGAUGGGGGCAGCUAUGGACGUGAAUAAACUGCCCGAGGCUAAUUUCUACCGGGUGGGCAACAGUGGCCUCUUGAUGUACUUCACCGCUGGGUGUGCCCAAGAUUAUGCUCAGUCUAUUGGCGUUCCAUUUUCAUUAACACUCGAGCUGCCAAGCUACGGACACCGAUUCGAGGUUCCGCCCCAGUACAUCAGCCACAUCAACGAGGAGACGUGGCAAGGCAUCGCGGCCAGCGCCAGGGUCGCUCGUACUUUCUACAGGGCGAAAGCGAUCGUGCCACCUACAGUCCCACCAACAAUCUCUCCUACGGUCCCACCUACUGCUCCACCAACCGUCCCACCUACAGUACCUCCAACUGUCCCACCUACAGUUCCUCCAACUGUCCCACCAACCGUUCCACCUACAGUUCCACCAACCGUCCCACCUACAGUUCCUCCAACCGUCCCACCUACAGUUCCUCCAACCGUCCCACCUACUGUUCCUCCAACCGUCCCACCCACAGUUCCACCAACCGUCCCACCUACAGUUCCACCAACCGUCCCACCUACAGUUCCUCCAACCGUCCCACCUACAGUUCCUCCAACCGUCCCACCUACAGUUCCUCCAACCGUCCCACCUACAGUUCCUCCAACCGUCCCACCUACAGUUCCUCCAACCGUCCCACCUACUGUUCCUCCAACCGUCCCACCCACAGUUCCACCAACCGUCCCACCUACAGUUCCACCAACCGUCCCACCUACAGUUCCUCCAACCGUCCCACCUACAGUUCCUCCAACCGUCCCACCUACAGUACCUCCAACUGUCCCACCAACCGUCCCACCUACAGUUCCUCCAACCGUCCCACCUACAGUUCCUCCAACCGUCCCACCUACAGUACCUCCAACUGUCCCACCAACCGUCCCACCUACAGUACCUCCAACUGUCCCACCAACCGUCCCACCUACAGUUCCUCCAACCGUCCCACCUACAGUUCCUCCAACCGUCCCACCAACAGUCCCACCGACCGUCCCACCUACAGUACCUCCAACUGUCCCACCAACCGUCCCACCUACAGUUCCACCAACCGUCCCACCAACAGUCCCACCGACCGUCCCACCAACCGUUCCACCUACAGUUCCACCAACCGUCCCACCUACAGUUCCUCCAACCGUCCCACCUACAGUUCCACCAACCGUCCCACCUACAGUUCCUCCAACCGUCCCACCUACAGUUCCUCCAACCGUCCCACCAACAGUCCCACCGACCGUCCCACCUACAGUUCCUCCAACUGUCCCACUAACCGUUCCACCUACAGUUCCACCAACCGUCCCACCUACAGUUCCUCCAACCGUCCUACCUACAGUUCCACCAACCGUCCCACCUACAGUUCCUCCAACCGUCCCACCUACAGUUCCUCCAACCGUCCCACCUACAGUUCCUCCAACCGUCCCACCUACAGUUCCUCCAACCGUCCCACCUACUGUUCCUCCAACCGUCCCACCUACAGUUCCACCAACCGUCCCACCUACAGUUCCUCCAACCGUCCCACCUACAGUUCCUCCAACCGUCCCACCUACAGUUCCUCCAACCGUCCCGCCUACAGUUCCUCCAACCGUCCCACCUACAGUUCCUCCAACCGUCCCACCUACAGUUCCACCAACCGUCCCACCUACAGUUCCUCCAACCGUCCCACCCACAGUUCCACCAACCGUCCCACCUAUAGUCCCACCAACCGUCCCACCUACAGUUCCACCAACCGUCCCACCUACAGUUCCUCCAACCGUCCCACCUACAGUUCCUCCAACCUUCCCACCUACAGUGCCUCCAACCGGCCCACCAACGGUCCCACCUACAGUCCCAUCUACCCAUUAACCACUCAUCAUCCUACAGUCUUAAAACCUUUACUUCAUACUAUCGAUAAACUUAAUCACAAUAUUUUUAUUCUUACUUAGUGUUUAAUUAAAUUAUAAAUAAUGAAUGCGUAAGCUAACACACUUUUUGGCGUGAUAAUAUGUGAGAUGUAUCAAUAAAGAUAAAAUUUCCUGAUACGGGUGUCAUUGAACAUCAAUGCCAUACCAAACUCGAAUCUCAAACCGACAUAAUGAAUUAGGUGAUCUUUUAGUAUCUAGAAAUACCUUGUGUGAGAUUUUGGUUAUAAACCUAUUUAUAUAUAUAUUAUGAAAAAUUUUCUGGUACAAAUUUAAUUGAUUUUGAUUGCAAACUAGCUAAAAUAUUUGAAACAUAUUUAAAAGUAAUGCAAUGUUUAUUUACUCAUAUGCAUAUUAUAAUAAUUUGUGAUACAUUUGUUGUUACGCCUUGCACCAAGCAUGGUUUUGUAACCAAUAUACGCGCUGUCCGAAAGCAUGUUUUUUUCUCUAGUUUUGGUUAAUGUUAGGAUGAUUAUUGAGGAUACACCUGUAGAUUUAUCGUGAUUUUUAUCAAAACAAGUAGAAACGGAUUCUCGAUUUUUCUAUCUUACUAAUAAACCAGUUUAUUAUAGUCUCACAUUCUAAGAUAUUUCCCCACUCUUAACGAUCACUUUAUACUGGUUAUUUAGGUUGAUGUGCAGCUACAUGCAGUCUAGAAGAUAGCGAAGAAAUGUGUCAAAUACGUUACGAAUAAACAUAUCGAUGUCUUUAUUCUUUAUGUUUUUAACCUAUAACUCCUUUUUCACCAAAAUUUUUUUUCCUGUUCCAUUUUCUAUCAUUACGUUAUUUAUAUAUUUAUAUUUAUAUAUAAUGUAUGAAGACUUA